Molecule: messenger RNA, 3054 nt
Organism: Hyalella azteca
Lineage: Eukaryota; Metazoa; Arthropoda; Malacostraca; Amphipoda; Hyalellidae
Product: fatty-acid amide hydrolase 2-B
Exons: 13
Coding region: 207-1820 (537 amino acids)
Source: RefSeq, a predicted model, not a curated record
UCCCUAACAAUCCCUCCUCUGAAGAGUCUAACCAUGGCACAAAAAAAAAUCUUAUCUCUAGGGCAGUCUUGAAUGAACUGUGGCCGAGUGAGGUGUAACGGUUGGAUACACAUUCGGUGAUACUCUGAUACUCGAUAGUAUCCAUAUUACCGACUAUAUUCACUGAACUUUGAUACUUACUUUGAGGUACCAGCAUCGCGGUGAGCAUGGAUGCGUUGCUGAGCGCCGUGCUGACGUUGGUGUGGCCCGUGCUGCGCGUGCUGAGGAGAGCCUAUGACAGCAUCGUACACCUCGCCUUCGCUGCCUUCUUCUCCUUCAGGAAGACCACGCCCCUGCCACCGGUCUUCAAUCCGAACUUGCUUCUCUCUGCCACCCAACUCGCCAGGGCCAUCAGGGAGGGAAAGCGCACGAGCGUGAGCAUCGUACGAGCGUACAUCAGUCGCACGAGCGACGUGAACCCGCUGCUCAACGCCCUCGCUCAGGAGGACUUCCAGGAGGCGCUGCAGGAGGCGCGCCGCGUCGAUGAAAGGAUCGCUCAAGGUUUCAAGAACGGCACGCUGACGGUGGAGGAGCUAGAACGCACCCAACCCUUCUUGGGGGUGCCCUUCACCGUCAAGGAAUCCAUCGCUGCCGCAGGUCUGUACCACACCGGCGGGCUCAUCAGCCGCCGCUACACGGUCGCCCAGCGCGACGCUGAGGUCGUCGAGCGCGUCAGGAAGGCUGGCGGCAUCUUGCUGGCAACCACGAAUGUGUCGGAGCUCGGCAACUGGUGGGAGUCAGAGAACAGGUUGUACGGCGCCACCAACAACCCCUACAACCUCAACCGCACCCCUGGCGGGUCGUCUGGAGGAGAGGCGGCGCUGAUGUGUGCCUGCGGGACGCCCCUGAGCAUAGGAUCCGACAUCGGCGGAUCCCUCAGGACUCCCGCCCUCUUCUGUGGGCUGUUCUCCCACAAGCCCACCGCCGGCCUGAUCAGUGCUCGGGGUGUAGGUAUCUCCGAACCUCCCUCCCCCAACACAGUCCUCACAGCGGGCCCCAUCACCCGACACAGCGAGGACCUAAUCCCCAUGCUGAAGGUGCUAGCAGAUCCCCAAGUGCUGCCCGAGUAUCACCUCGACGCGCCGGUCAACCUGGCGCAGGUGAAGGUGUUCAGCGUCGCGGACGACGCAGGCGGGGUGUUUACAUCGCCAGUCUGCCGCGAGCUGCGGCGCGUGCAGGAGGCUGUCGUCACGCACUUCCUCGCCACGCAUGACAUCUCCGUCACUAAAAUGAGAUUACCAGCGCUGCAGCGCUCGUUCUGCAUUUGGCUGGAGAAGAUCAGGGAGGAGACCAGCGGCCGCCCCAACAUCAAAGAGCAGCUCGCCGACUCUAAGGGUGAGAUCAGCACGUGGACGGAGGUGGUGCGUGCAGCACUGGGGCGCGCAAACCACACGUGGCCGAGCCUCUUCCAGGCCAUCGCUGAGGACUGGGGCACCGGAGGCCCCAAGGACGGCAAGAAGGCCCAGCCGCAGUGGCGGGGCGUCUUGGGCAUCCUUCAGAGAACGUUGGGCAGUACAGGGGUACUGCUGUACCCCUCCCACCCAACUCUCGCCCCCCACCACCGUGAACCCUUCAUGCUCCCCCUAAACUUCACGUACACCGCCAUCUUCAACGCCCUCGGCCUGCCUGUCACCCAGGUGCCUCUAGGCCUUGCCUCCAACGGCCUGCCUAUGGGCAUACAAGUGGUGGGCGGCCUGAAGAUGGACCGACUCACCCUGGCGGUCGCCGCGGAUCUCGAACGAGCUUUUGGCGGCUGGCGAUGCCCAGCCGAAAUCUUGUGAUACUAACUACAAGGAUAAUUAUAGAACUGUUAUAGAAUAGUUAGAUUUAUAAUAACUUAGUUUUUCUAGUAGUAAACUUGGGCAUCUUCGUGUACUCCACACUGUGGCUCUUUUAGUGUAAUUUAUUUCUUAUUUCCAAUCAAAAUACUGCUUCUGAAAGCGGAAACAUACGAAACGUACAACAUUUCAAUCAAAAUAAGAUAGAUUUUACGGGAGAAAAUGGUUUGAAAAUAUCCAUCUGACAAGAUGAAGAAAAGUCUAAAUACCUACCUCUUAUGCCUGCUUAUCAAUAUGUAUAUAAUCUAACUACAUUAUCUUGAUUAAUAUUGACGAACCUACAAAUUCCUUCUAAGUAAACCCGCACUAAGCGAACUGCACUACAACUAGUGCGAUUUACCUGAUAUCCGACAUUAAGUUUUAUCACAUUUUGGUGAAGAUAACAUCUCGUUUUUCUGUGUGAUUGGUGACAUAUUCGCUAGAUAUAUUGCCUAAAUCAGUCCCUGUACCAUUGCUCAAUUAUUGACUAAGAGAGUAGAUCUUUAAUGGAGUUUACGUGUCACCGGGAUGCUCGUCUCUCACUAUAUUUAUAAUCUGUAGGGCUUGUGCCAACGAAUCGAAACUCUUAAUAAAACAAUGUGUUGUUUUGAUGUAGUAUAUGAUAUACGUAUUUGAUGUGUUUGGAUGCAUUUAUUUUGAGGUUAGAUGUACAGAACGUAGACAUGACUCCUACAUGUCGCACAUGUUGUACAGCCUCGCUAGUCUUUGUGUGCGGUCACGUACCCAACAUUCGCACGACGUACACAUGUAGAUUCUUCAUUAACAACCGAACAUAAAAUUGAUUUUUUUGCAAUCGUCCAUGAUUGCUGAAUUUCGCCAUCUAUCUGGACUGAAAUAUUCAGUUGGUGUUUGUAUUAUUACUCAAAUUGAAUCUAAUGGAAGAUUUUAAUGGAGGCGGUAUCAUUUGGACGUGUCGUCAUGCACAAUCACCCGCUAUACAGUGAGCCAUUACUCAACAGUUGCUUAAGAUUUUAUGAUAAUUUUAAAACUGGUGCCAAAUGUGUUUUCAUAUAUUUUCGUUUAUUGUUAGUUACAUGUAGUCGAGUAGCAAAUAUUGUGUGCAGCUCUUAAUUAAAUGGGGAUAAAUAGUAGAAUAUCAAUGUUUCAGCAAUUAUAAAUGGGCAUACUAGGUAAAAUUGUAAACAGAAAAGUGUUUAUUAUAGAAUUAUAUUUUUAA